GGAGAAGUUAAGCACGACGUUCCCACUCGUGAUCUAGUGCAAAUGCACAACCGAGUGCCUUCAGCUAAGUGAGUCUAUUAAGACUAAUGUAAUCAACAUCAAGUGUCUGGGACUUACAAAACUGUUUAUUUCGCGUGUUUAUUUACCGUUCCUCCUCCUUUACGCUUCUGGAUUCGGUCGGCUCUUAGUAAUUUGAAACUUUCACUGACGCUGGCUUGUAUGCUAUAGUUUUUAGAUCUCUUGUGCUUCCAAAUAAACACCGAUAACUUGUGUUACGUAAAGUUGUCUUGAUUUGACCGCUUUUUGGAAAAACUUACGGGUUGUCGAGGUGAUGCACUAAUCGCUUUACGACGGUUUGACCUUUAAAUGCUCAGUAACCUUCAACAAUGGAUGAAGUCACUGGGUGGUUGCCAAAGUCAUCUGAUCGUGAGUCUAGGCUAAAAGCCAUUAAGUCGGCUAUCGGGAUUAUACCAGAUUUCCCAAAACAAGGCAUUAUUUUCUGGGACUUUUUUAGCGUUUUUAGAGACCCUGUUUUAACCCAAUAUCUAUUGGAUGAAUUAUAUUAUGUGGCUACAUCCGAGAUAGAGCGUAAAUUUGCAAAAAUUAACGUUGUUGUGGGUCUCGAGUCACGUGGUUUUCUACUUGGACCAGCACUUGCCCUUCGUCUGAACUGCUCUUUCGUCCCUAUUCGAAAAGCAGGAAAACUUCCAGGUCCUUGUUUCUCUUAUAACUACGAAUUGGAAUAUGGGAAUAGUGUUGUAGAAAUUCAAAAGGAUGUUCUCAAACCUGAUGAUAAUGUAGUCCUUUUUGAUGAUGUUUUGGCCACUGGUGGGAGUCUUGAAGCUGGUAUAAAAUUGGUAAACUUAUCUGGAGCUAGAAUCCUAUCCAGUUUGUUGUUUAUGGAGCUGAAAGGUUUGGGUGCACGUAAAAGGAUAGAAGAUCUUGGCGUACCUGUUCACACACUCUUUCAAGCUUGAACACUACUUCUGUAAAAAAUAUUCUCUUUUAAUUCUUGCUUUUCUAUUAUUUAAUGUUGUUUAUUUUUCCAACUGACCUCAGGUACUGAUAUUGCAUUGCAUACGAGUAUUGUAAAUGAUUUUAAAGUUAUACUAUCUGAUAUUGUCACAGUCCAACCGGUCUUGUUAUUAUCUAGUUUCAUUAGAGCGUAGUUUCGGUGUGAUCUGGUGCCUUGACUCAUUGUUGUGAGUACAGCACUGAGUAUAAGUUAUUGUCUUCGCAAGAUGCUUAUGGAUGUAUUUCAGAUGGUUGUUCUGUUUCGAGACAUUAAUUCUGACUAUAUACAUGUUUAUUACAGACCAGACAUGUUUGCUUCUUGUUUAAGUAGCUUCACAAGUCUCCAGUAUGAGGGUUGGUUGGUGUUAACAGGGGCUGUCAUUGCAUCAGAUUAACUGUAAGGGUUUGUGUGGUCGUGAAGAUAGGCACAAAUGUUUGGUGUUCUUGCGUGGGAAGCUUGUGUUAAUUUGGUAAACCUAUCUGGAGCUAAGGUUUUAUUCAGCUUGUUGUACAUGGAACUGAAGAAUCUGCCUGGACGUAAAAAACUAGAAGAUCUUGGCGUUCCUGUUUAUUCACUUUUCCAAGUUUGAACAUGCUGUCUUGUGUGGAAAUGCCUUAUUCUCUCAUACUUCGUUCCAUUUUUAUUACUUGACAUUAGUUAUUUUUCCUGCAUAUCUGAGAUACCGAAAUGCUUUUUAUAUAUUGAAUCAUAACGUGUUAUUGUUGGUUGUGUAAUGUGUCUCUUAAGCAAUUGAGUUCACUUCUGUAUGUAGUUGCUUAUCUUAACUAAUUUCCCCAUUAUUUUGAUUUCAACUGUUCGGUGACUUUGCUUGUAUUAUCAAUGACCGUUAUUUAAGAAAAAGAAGACUUUUCAGCAAAGAAAGUUUUUUUCGACGAUGUAAUUUCCUAAAGCUGUACUAUUGUCUUGAUGAGUGAUUUUUUAUGUGUACUAGUCUAUCGUAACAUAGAGGGGUUUUACAAUAUUAUCAAAAAUAGUUACAUUUAUUUAAGUGGAGGUUAGUCACAAUAAAGUCCUUUUCAAUGAUAUAGUCGUUGUCGAAAACCUUCAAGUAUUUCAAGUAAUAGUUUAUAAAUCGAAGGGGUAUUAUUUUAAUGUAAUUAAAGUUUACAAGUAUUUCAUAAGGAAGGUUGCGUCAUCUAACAAAGUAAUUAACAAUCAAGUGCUUAUGGUAUGUAAUAGUUGUGGAAGCAAUAAAAGAUAUUGAUCUAUGGGAUAGAAGAUAGAGAUAAGUGUCUACUUAAUAACGGAGGAGAAGCAGAUGAUAAUAAUUAGCAAUUAUAAUUUGUAAGUUGAUUACCAUGGGAGAAUAAGGGGUUGAACGUGGCUCUUCUUUACACAGAAUUCAGUAUUAAUAUGGUUAGUUACUAUAACCUCAGCUGUGCAUAAAUUCCUCAUCCAAACCUUUUUGAGGAUUUUGAACACAGAUAUGCGUGGUGGCGUGUGAACUGAAUUGACAAUGUGUUCGAGAAAUGAGCUAUUGAGUGAUUUGUAUACCCCUUUAGAUAACCAUGCAUGGUAGUGCUAGGAUAUUCGUUUACCAAGGGCUCGCUUCUUAUGGCUAACAUAACCAUCUCUACAAUAACAAGGAAACUGAGCGAUACACAUUAAGGUGAAUCGAAAUUGCAGUUUAUAUUUUACACUUACUGUAGAAAACAAUCUAAAGCCCUGCUGAAUAAAGUAUUUUCCAAAGAUCUGGAUGGUCUGUGCUUUGAUAUCUCAGGGCUAUUUUUGUUGUGUAUGUAUUAGUGGGCUUCACUGCAUAGAUUAAGCUCACUUCCAGGUAAAUGGAUAUCUAUCAGUUAACUGUGUAAGCCACUGUCCAAAAUUACUAGUUUAAUGAAAGUGGAUUGCAUAAAACUAAGGUGAAUGAUUUAGAAAUGAUCGUGUCUGAUCAUCAUACGACAGCUACUCUUGUUAGUUAGUUUCACAAGCCUCCAGUAUGACGGUUGGUUGGUGUUAACAGGGGCUGUCAUUGCAUCAGAUUAACUGUAAGGGUUUGUGUGGUCGUGAAGAUAGGUACAAAUGUUUGGUGUUCUAGCGUGGUUAUGUCGUAUCUCCAAAGUGAAUACUAGUUUUUUAAUGUUAUUUUGGAAUGUGGUAUCAUCGCCAGAGUGAAAUUGCAGAGGAGGAAAUUAAGAUAGUCAUUGUUUUAUGAUGGAUUUAGUGAUAGACGAACAAGGCUUCUGGUUAUUAGAACAGAACACUGAUCGACAAAUGAUGUGCAGUGACACGAUGUGACAGGGUGAUGUCUUCUCAUGAGACCAGAUUGUUGACGUAACUGCCGAAUGAACAGAUAUGAGAAGAUAAAUUAACUGUACAGCAGAAUAAGUUUCUCACUGAAUAGUACUUUAACACAUUUCACACAGAAGUAAUAUGACUAGACUUCAUGAACUUUUGGACAGUACCAAUUUCGUAGGUAGCUCACUCCGGUGAAUUCGGACUUAACAGUUCUGUCUAAUUUUCGUCUAACUUGUCAUUGUCAUGAUAGGUCAUCUGAAUUGGUAGGACUUGGGAAUUAGUCAAUCGACACGCAACAUCACUAUUGAUAGCAUUAAUAUUUCGACUCGUUAGCUAUUGAUCGUCUUAAGGUUCACCUUGGUCUGUUGAUGUUGUGUUAAGUUGGGCUGUCGAACAUAUGUAACAACCUGUACUUUGAUUAUAAUCCGCUGUCUGUGACAAAGUAGAAUGGUACGGAUCUAACAUUCUUGCCAAAUACUUCGUAUUUCCUGUUGAUUUCUGAUAGUCUAGCGUAUAACCAAUCUAAUUUACACUGUAGUGUUCGAUUAGGAAACGUUAGAAAAACGAACCUAUAUUUCAACGAAAUCCGUUUGAAGUUAUCUCAAGUAGCAUGACGAAGUGAUUGGCACGUAUAAUAAGACUGGUGGUUAGUUAAUUUUCCAUACUAACUAAAUAUAAUCUCACUUAAUUUUCACCUCAGUCAAUUGCAACACAUAUUUUGAUAAAUUGUCUAAUCUACGAGAUGCAAAUGCAUUUCCGUGCAUCAAUUUCGGAAUCAUGCUCAAUUUAUCUCAUAUAGUGAGUUGAAAAUAUAUUUGUCAAAAAUAUAGGCAAAAGAGAAGAGCAUCAGUGGUGUAGAUACGUAUGUAUCAGAGUUAUCGUUGGCAUGAUCUCGUUCUGUUUGCCUAUUAACAUGAAUUCUUCGUCAGACGCAUAACAACUGUGUAAUUUGAUAUUUUGUGUUUGUACAUCUCCCUAUGAGUGCCUUAGUUGUACAACUUGAAUUAUUAUUCGUUCUAAUAACUAGUGCAACAAAACAGGUGACAGUCAAUUGAAUCAUUCUGACUUCUCGAUAACUCUGGUAAGAUCUGAUAACAAACCGUAUGAGAGUGUCAUAGUAUUAAAUGUAAUCGCUUUGGUUUAUACAUGGUUAUGUGUCUUGUUUGUGAUUGUUAUCCACACAUAUGUUGAGAUGAUGUCAUGUGUGUAGUUCCGAUAUUGUUAAUUAGAAUCAUCAACACAGUGUCUUCAGCUAAUAUAGAUCUUUAUUCUAUUUAUCAACUAUGACACACUGGAUGUGAGAAUAAUGAUAAGUAGUAGGACAUCGGGAAUGGGAUCGAUAUAUAUUCAUUAGUUGGUUGGUCAGAUAAUAUCCUGUAAUGAGCGAACUUUGAAAUUUUUGAAUAAAGUAUCUGGUUUGAUGACUAGGUUCAAGGUAGCGAAGUAGUGAUGUGGGAAAUUCUACGCUACACUUACCAUUAUUGACGAAAUAUCUGUGAUGGACUUCGUGCAUAGUUUAAAAUGUAUCCAAACUUCUAACAACUGUAUAUUUUCAGCUUUCAUUUGUGUUCCUCAGGAUCGAUCAUGACUAAAUUCGUUAAAAACAUGGUCAUAGUUGUGACUAUGAAAUCAAUUCAUGGUACUCGAACUAUAGAACUAGCGAGUAAUUUAUUGUUAGCAUACUCUUCGUUUAAGGUGAAUUAAUAUCAAUUUCAAAAGUAAUUAUUCUACACAGCGCUUUUUGUAGAGAUAAUCCUGAUGUAAAGUAUUUUGUAGAUAGAUUAUACUAUUCAACAAACUGUUUUCUGGUUUCAAAACGUAAAACCUAAUGGUUUGAAUAGUUGGCGAUUCAGUUAAGUAUAGAUGGUUCAAAUAUAGAUAUCUAGAUUAGUAUUAUGUUUAGUGACUAUUUUAAAUAGCGAUUAGAAACGGUAGAAUGUGUGGGUAGCUGAACCUUCAGACAUCCAGUAUGAAUUGGAGAGCUAUAACAUCUUAAUUUGGUAAAUUGUGCACGUUUGUUUAGUUUCUGCAGAAAUCCUCGUUUAGUGGGAGUUUUCCAAUGUGAAACAUUGAAGAAUAAAUAACCUGGAGAUGAUUUAUUUGGGGUGGAUCAACGAACCAAUGAUAUUAUUUUGAGGAUACACUUCGAAACAUUUGCCUAUAAGAGAUCCGAGAAAAUAAUAUUUAACCAAAUUACUGGUCCAGGUGAACAAUUUAUUUAUGAAAUGACUGAAUGUAUUUUGGCUAUCAGAUCUUGCUUUCAACUGAUUACUUAAUUAAGAUAAAUAGACGUACUUAUAAGUAAAUAAAUAAUAUCACGAGUGUGUAAUGUAAACUAAUGAACUUUACGUAGAUGUUAUUACAAAUACAUUUUUGUAUUGUUUAAAUUAAUUAUGGUUGAUUAGUAUGUUGGAAUGCUUGUGAAGUGUUAGAAAACAGAUUUAUACGUGAAUAUAUAUCUGGAUUAUUUCAGAAAAAUUAAAAUAUAUUGAGUUUUUGAUACUAUGAAUCCCGUAUGCUUAGAAAGCAUUUCUGAAAAUGAUUUGUCUUCUUUACAAAGAUUUUACAGACUUCAUUCCACCCACAUAAAUAAUUAAUGAAAGAAUUCACAUACGCAAUUAAGUUUCCGUAUGAAUAAAUUAAAAUAUACUUGUUUUUCUAUGCAGUAUCAAUUUCACAUCACUAUAUUUAAUGAAAAUUACACAAAAGGAAUGUCGUGAUUAAACGUCUGCAGCUAAUUCAACUAGAACUUCAUAUCAAGUUUACUUUUAAUCCAUUUUAUUUUGCAUGUAAAUAAUCCUUGAAAUAAGAUGGUGGAUGGAGGUAGUGAACAGGAGUUUCUGAACCUACGUUUCGUGCUAGCAAACAGAAGCCGUUAAUUAGUAACGCCCUAUCAUGUACAGAUAUGUUUGAUUGUAUUUUACUACGUAGUAACGCCUGGUGACUGAUAUUUCCUGUAAUAACAAUGUGAAAGUCUAACAUUGUUUUCAUCCAAGUAGUUAGAUUUAGAUAAAUCAAUCAUAAAUCGAUUACUAUGUGUAUUAUCGGUUAUCAUUUUGUUGUCCUUACUUAAAGAUAAGUUUGUAUCUUGUUAUUAUAUGUCAUAUGAGUAAACCACGUUGGAAGAUUACAUUAAUUUCGGUGCCUCCAGUGAAACUUAAAAUACAGUUUGUCACUUCUUGUUCACCACACAAUUGUGUCAAUCAGAUGAAUUCAAAAAUAUGCAUAGAGAUAAUAUACCACUGUUUUUUUCUAAAUUGGAAAGUCGUCGGUAAUUACUUUUUAAAUGAAUAGAUAGAACAAGAAAAUAGGGUUCUGUGGCCAUUAUGUCGAAAGCUAUUACAAAAAAACUGAAGAAGCAGGAUACUUCUCAUGUUUAGAAAGGGAGGUGAAGUAUGCAGAAAAGUCUUGACUGACAAUUAGAAAAUAACAUGCUAAGAUGACAAAUAAGGUGGAAAUAAGGAUUAUAAACAUUGCCAAGUAACUGAUUUCGUGUGCACUUUUGUUUAGAAAACUAAAUCUAAGAUAUAUAACAGGUAAAGACUUUUCCAGCUGACUUAAGCUUACACGCAAUAACUCAGCGCGAAUAGUAGGUCAUGAUUAAUUAAAGUGUUUCCUUAUAUUACAUUGGAUGCAAGGACUCAAAAAUGGUAGAAAUUGUUCAUUCACCCGACUGAUGUAGUACUGUAACUGCAAUUCACUUAACUUUUCAACACUUCCUCCCGGUUUCUCCCACCCGUACUCACAGAUGCCACUGCAAGUUCUUUCCUUUCAAAAAAAAUUCUUAAUGAGCUAAUUUUUAUAAACAAAAACACUAAACACAGCGUUGUAAUCGAGUACGAAUGCCCAUGUGCGUGUACUAGAAGUAUUGAAAACAGAGUGAAUAACACCAAAAUGAAAAUCGCAUGCAAAAGUAAGCACCUUAUUUAAGAAAGUCAGAAACCAUCAAUUUAACAAAAUGAAAUCAUUGGCAAUAUAUUACUGAUUAAAUACGGUUUAAAUCAAUUUGGUAUACAGAAUCAAAAGUUCUUAAAAAGAACAACUGAGCUACAGGAACCAAUAGAAGAAAGGAUCAGGGAUAAUUGGAAUUUAUGGUUUCACAUUAGAGGCGAAAAGUCUCAUUUGAAUGGUAAGAUGAUUCGAAUGCCUGACCCCAAUAGAAGCAACUGAACAGUCCUCAAGUAUUGUGUGACAAACAAAUAAGAGACAUUAAGCGCGAAAUAUAUUGUAUAUCUAGGUGGGAGGUUAAGUAAUGUUACACAUAAUAAACGAUCAGAAUUAAAAUAUGUCGUCAUCCAAUAACUGAAAGAUAGUGGGAAGAUAAGUUCUAAAUAAAACACAUGUGCACCAGUACUCUGGAUUACAAGUCGUAAUUCUCGUUUCAACUAAAAUAAUGGCAAUUGUUGGUACUUGGUUCAACUCAAUCGGUCAUUUAUUUAUGGAGCUAAAAGACUAAAACUAGUGAUAAAUACAUUUAAGGCGAAUAGCUUACCCCAAUAAUUAAAAACAAAUGAUGCUGAGAAAGAAGAUUUAUUAGAUAAACUGUGAAGUCGACUACCAAAGAUACCAGAAAAUCCAAUUCAAACAUUUUUUCCCAUGCCACUGACAGUGAGUAAUAGUGGAAGCUCAGAUUUACUGAAUGUGUAGCUAUGUAUGUGGCGAGAUUAAGCAUUGCUUUUGUUUACUAACCUUCACACUUAUUUGUCUUGUUGAAAUGAAUUCCAAAGUCGUCGAAAACACAAGAACAAUCAAGAUCACACCAUGCUACUGAAAUAUGAGUGCGUAGGUGGUAAGUUACAGGUUUUUGACGAGGUACCUCUGGUAUUUUGGCUCUAAUUAUUUGUAUGUAUAAUAUCAGACUAGACAGCCAUAAAAAAUGUUCUGAUCAGUUCACUUUGAACAACACAAUCAAAUAUUUUAAAAUGUAGUUCAUAUCUAACCACGUAGGUCAUCUGACUCGGUAAUACAAUAGUCCUAAUUAUUCGGAGUUCAUUUCACCAAAUUAUAAACUCACUAAUUUUCAAUAAUUGUCAGGCUGAAGUCGGUUUUCGAUACAAACUAUUCACAGACACCCAAAGAAAGUUUUGUUUGGUGGGACCGGAAGUUAUUUGGUAGAAAGCUUCUGUCGUUCAUCGUACUCCAAAAUGAAAUUCUUCCCAGCUAAUCUUGUAUAUGUUCCUAGGCAAUUCACGUCGCUACCCCAACAACCGUUGACGAUGCGAUGUGAGAAGACCGAACGAGAGGAGUAUUGGACAAAUGUAUUCCAGGUAGAUGUCAGAUGCAGACCAAACUCACGAAGUGUGCGAAGAUAUACUCAUCGAAGGAAGGUUGUAGAAGAUUCUCAAUUCAUCCUGCAACAUGCAAACAAACGCUGAAAAUGUACGGUUGUUAAAAAUAUUAACACAUGAUAAUCGAUUCAUGCAGCUGAGCUAUCACAGAUAAAUGAAUAGUAAUGGUAAAAAAGUGUGGCGUAGAAUUUCCCACAUCACUACUUCGCUACCUUGAACCUAGUCAUCAAACCAGAUACUUUAUUCAAAAAUUUCAAAGUUCGCUCAUUACAGGAUAUUAUCUGACCAACCAACUAAUGAAUAUAUAUCGAUCCCAUUCCCGAUGUCCUACUACUUAUCAUUAUUCUCACAUCCAGUGUGUCAUAGUUGAUAAAUAGAAUAAAGAUCUAUAUUAGCUGAAGACACUGUGUUGAUGAUUCUAAUUAACAAUAUCGGAACUACACACAUGACAUCAUCUCAACAUAUGUGUGGAUAACAAUCACAAACAAGACACAUAACCAUGUAUAAACCAAAGCGAUUACAUUUAAUACUAUGACACUCUCAUACGGUUUGUUAUCAGAUCUUACCAGAGUUAUCGAGAAGUCAGAAUGAUUCAAUUGACUGUCACCUGUUUUGUUGCACUAGUUAUUAGAACGAAUAAUAAUUCAAGUUGUACAACUAAGGCACUCAUAGGGAGAUGUACAAACACAAAAUAUCAAAUUACACAGUUGUUAUGCGUCUGACGAAGAAUUCAUGUUAAUAGGCAAACAGAACGAGAUCAUGCCAACGAUAACUCUGAUACAUACGUAUCUACACCACUGAUGCUCUUCUCUUUUGCCUAUAUUUUUGACAAAUAUAUUUUCAACUCACUAUAUGAGAUAAAUUGAGCAUGAUUCCGAAAUUGAUGUACGGAAAUGCAUUUGCAUCUCGUAGAUUAGACAAUUUAUCAAAAUAUGUGUUGCAAUUGACUGAGGUGAAAAUUAAGUGAGAUUAUAUUUAGUUAGUAUGGAAAAUUAACUAACCACCAGUCUUAUUAUACGUGCCAAUCACUUCGUCAUGCUACUUGAGAUAACUUCAAACGGAUUUUGUUGAAAUAUAUGUUAGUUCGGUUGUAUGUAUGUCGGCAGGGUGAAAUGUCUUUUCAACAGAUAUUUUCAGUCAACGUAUUUGGACGAUCAAUAUAUUUUUGGAAAUUAUUUUGUGUAUCAGCUACAAAGAAGCUAUACUUUAUGUAACGAUCAAUUAUAUACGUCAGUGGAUUGAGAAAUGUUUGAUAGUGAUUUCAAUUGUACUGAUCAUAUUUCGAGUUAUAUGACAUGUUAUACAUUCUUUAUGAGCAGUUUAAAAAUACCCACAGAAUAGUAAAAACGAAAGAAUAUUUGAGAGUGCAACUGUUUUCAAUAACCUAAUUAUCAGACUCUACAUUUAUCGGUCCAUAAUAAAUGUUAUAUUUUACAAGGCCAAAAUAAGUCAUACAUUAGUGAGUUUGACGAUAUGUUGGAAAUGGUGAACUUUUGAAUCUGUUAUGACAUUCUUCAAACUUGUGUUAUUUGUAAAUUUGAAAGGUCAUUUAAUAAAGGUCAGAAUAAUUUGUAGUAGUAUCAGGUUAUAAUCAAUAUUUCGAAAGUGUAAUAAAAA
This is a messenger RNA of Schistosoma haematobium, 10179 nucleotides long. RefSeq lists its product as uncharacterized. Gene Ontology annotation, cellular component: cytoplasm. The coding region runs from base 387 to 977 and encodes 196 amino acids. The transcript has 5 exons. The record is from RefSeq and is a predicted model, not a curated record. Gene Ontology annotation, biological process: adenine salvage; AMP salvage. Lineage: Eukaryota; Metazoa; Platyhelminthes; Trematoda; Strigeidida; Schistosomatidae. Gene Ontology annotation, molecular function: adenine binding; adenine phosphoribosyltransferase activity; AMP binding.